AAAAAGAAAGAGCAAAAAAAGUUUUAACUUUGAUUGAAGACCGGUUCGUAGGUGCGAGAAAGGUCCAUGAAAAAGAAUUAGUUGACUUAAGUCGUCUCUUCCUAAACUACCCUUAUAAAAGUACUAUUCUCAUCGUUUAACCGUAGGGGUAAUAUGGUAAAAUUAGAGUAAGCUUCAACCUUUAUAAGCUUCCAAACUCUUUUCCCUUCCCACAUCUCCAUCGAUCUUCCCCUUCUGAGAAAAUACCAAGUUCUUUCUUCUUCCUUAGUCCAAAAAAACAAUCCAAGUAAAUUAAGCUCAAUAAUGGACAUUGUCAAGGACUCAAACAAUAGUUCCAAGAAAGCCAUGAAAUUGUUACUUUCAUUAUCAGCCAUAUCUUUCAUUUUCUCUUACUCCUCUCUACUCGUUCCAUUCCUUGUAAACUCCUUCACACAUGUCUACUUUUCUGCAUUUACCAAACAGUCCUCUUCCUUCACAAGCUCCCCUCCUUUGGACAAAACCUACGUUUUCCUUCUCUUCAAUGGAAUCUUAGUCAUAAUCGUCAAGAACUCUGGUCUCAUCGGGAAUACUAAAUCUUCAGACGGCGUCGUUUCGGCCAACAUGAUUGGUAAAACCACACCAUCGUCAAAACUCUCCUCUGAUUCAAAGAAACCGGUCGUCGAAAGAGAAAUUAUUCAAAAUCAACAGCUUAUAAUGACAGAGGUGAACAGGAUUGUAGUUGUAGAAGAAGAUGAGGAAUUAAACAAGAUUGAAGCAGAGGAAGAAGAAGAAGAAUAUGAGCUACCGAGUUCAGAUGAAUUUAACAAGAAAUGUGAAGAUUUCAUUAGAAGGGUUAAAGAAGAAAUUAUGUCUGAAGCACGAUAGCUUGUUUAAUUUUGAUUUUCGAAUAUUACCGAUCAUCACUACUGAUUCUAUUAAUUAAUGAUUGCCACUAAACUAUUUGGUUAAUUAGAUUAGUUAGUCAAUAAAAUGAGAGUACCCUUUUUUUUCA
Humulus lupulus (European hop) is the source of this 991-nucleotide messenger RNA. RefSeq lists its product as uncharacterized. The record is from RefSeq and is a predicted model, not a curated record. The transcript has a single exon. Bases 304 to 864 code for a protein of 186 amino acids. Lineage: Eukaryota; Viridiplantae; Streptophyta; Magnoliopsida; Rosales; Cannabaceae.